CAGUUCCACUCAGAUAACCCCUAACCAUCAUUGGACCUCAAGCCAAGCUGUGACCCCAGGGCUUGAACUAUGUGGUCAUGUGACCAGGCAGUAAAGUGACCAGUGGUGUUGGCUUAGGAGUCUAUGCUCAGAGAGAGGACAGUCUGUAGACGGAAGAGGUUGUUUGUCAGAGAGACAGAGACAGAGACAGAGAGACAGAGAGAGAGAAGGACAAGAGUCAUGAGGCUCCCAUGCCCUGUGGCUUUUCUUUAGCGGAAUCUGUGCAUGAAUGGCGUCCCUGCAAAUUGGGAGAAGCAUGAAAUGGAUACAUGGGAAGAUGAUGCAGCUGACCCACGUGUUUGCCUUAUCUGUGGAGACCGCGCCACAGGACUGCACUAUGGCAUCAUCUCCUGUGAGGGCUGCAAGGGCUUCUUCAAGCGCAGCAUCUGCAACAAGCGUGUGUACCGAUGCAGCCGAGACAAAAACUGCGAAAUGUCGCGCAAGCAACGCAACCGCUGCCAAUACUGCCGUCUGCUCAAGUGUCUACAGAUGGGAAUGAACCGUAAAGCAAUCAGGGAAGAUGGGAUGCCAGGAGGGAGAAACAAAAGUAUUGGGCCUGUCCAGAUCACAGAUGAAGAGAUUGAGCGGAUCAUGUCGGGACAGGAGUUCAAGGAGGAAGCCAGUCUGCCGGAGCACACCUGGAGCAACAACGGUGACAGUAGUGACCACAGUUCUCCUAGCAACGGCGCCUCCGAGGGCAACCAGCCAUCACCUGCUUCCACUCUAUCAUCCAAUCGUUCUUUAGAGAUGGGUGGUGGCUACACGGCUGCUGUCAGGGACCAGUACAUCAACGCCCCCAUGAACACCCCCUACCAGCUGCUACCUCACCUCUUUAGCUACGCUGCCCAGUCAGGUCUGCUGGCCCCCCAGCCCCGCAGCCUCUACCCCCAGUCACACCCCCUGGUGAUGCAGCUUGUGGCUGCAGAGGACCUGACUCCACUGGCCACCCCCAUGCUGAUAGAGGACGGGUACAAGGUGACUCAGGUGGAGUUGUUUGCGCUGCUGUGUCGUCUGGCCGACGAGCUGCUGUUUCGUCAGAUCUCGUGGAUCAAGAAGCUGCCGUUCUUCUGUGAGCUGUCUAUCGAGGACUACACCUGUUUACUCAGCUCCACCUGGCAGGAGCUGAUCCUGCUGUCCUGCCUCACCAUCUACAGUGCACAGAUCUUUGGAGACCUGGCCGACGUCACCGCCAAGUACACUCCCUCUGAUGAGGAGCUGCAGGGGUUCAGUGAGGAUAGCAUGGAGUUGAUGGAGAGGCUGAUCUAUCUGUUCCGCAAGUUCCACCAGUUGAAGGUCAGCAACGAGGAGUACGCCUGCAUGAAAGCCAUCAACUUCUUGAACCAAGAUAUCCGCGGUCUGACUAACGUCUCCCAGUUGGAGCAACUGAACAAGCGCUACUGGUACGUGUGUCAGGACUACACUGAGUACAAGUACCCUCACCAGCCCAAACGCUUCCCUGAGAUCAUGAUGUGUCUGCCAGAGAUCCGUUUCAUGGCAGGGAAGCUGGUGAACGUUCCUCUGAAACAGCUCCCCCUCUUGUUUAAAGCAGUUUUGCACUCCUGCAAAUCCAGCUUCAUCAGCAACAGGACAGGAAGUUCUCCCUGUACGACUACUACUGGUACCUCCCCCGGAAACUGAGCCCCGCACCCCGGCCCCAGGACCGCUCCUUGACAAGAAUCUUGCCUGGGGGGUGGGGCAAGGGACUGGUCCCCCUUCCUGUGAAUGUGACAAGCAAUUUUUGUUCUCUAUAUAUUUAUUACACGACAGAGCUGAAUGUAUGCUGAUUUACGCUGUGCACAUGCUUCUGUACAAACUAAAUGCACAUAGAUGCAUUGGUCUUUGGAGUUUACAAAUAUGUAUCCGAUUGCUCAACGUGUCGGUGUUGCCAUUGUUAGAACUAGAUUUUUAAGAUUUAUUUUAUUCGGAAUGGGAAUGGGUAUAAAUGAGUUGACAAGUGUUUUGAGACUACCUCAGGAAGAUGAUGUUGCUAUUUUCAGGUACCUUUUUCUCGCCGUUUUGAAAUGAAGAGGUUGCCCAGUCUAAAUCAAAUCCCUGUAAAUGCUAUAAACUCCUGAAUCAUAGAUGAUAAGUCGGCCUUUACCAUGACAUUGACCAAAGGCAUUGCUGCAUAUUCAAUUGAACCAAAGAUAGAAAAGCAUUCAACCCCGCAAACAACAAAUGAAUGUCCUGAAUUUCCCACUAGUACUGGUGUAUUUUCUCACUUCUUGUAGUAUUUUUGUACACUCUUUCAUACAACCCACAAACAGACAUCCUGUAGGGAUGGCCUGGUCAAUGUAACAUUCCUUGUCUUUCAGUGAGAUUAAAUUUUGUUGGAUUGUGGGAUCUUCAUAGAAAACAAGCAUACGGGUAUUUUCUACAAUCAUAGACUGCAGAGCAAAUUUAGUUGCAGGGGUAGGGGAAAUUUGUUAUUAGCUUGAAUGAGAUUUUGUUUUGACCAAAGUGAUAUGCAAAGUUUUUUAAGCAGCACCCAUAGAUUGGUGAUUAGUCGAUAGCUCAGUGUAAUGAUUUCUUAUCAAUGAAGGACCAGGAUAAGAAAUGAAUCAAUCUGUGUAAGAGCCAGAGGGGAGACCCUCAGACAGACCGUGUAGCUUGUUCUUAUCCUAACCCCUAGGCUGAGACACCACAAACAAGGGUUCCACUCUCUUCUCUCCUAGUCCCUGUUGCACACAUCUAUUCCUCCAGACAUACAACCCAUCUUGGCUUUCAGCCCUCCACUGGUACUUCCUUGCCCAAACCUGAGCCUCUGCACAUGCUCACUGGGUUGGUGGUCCGAUCCGCACAGUUAGGCUACAAGGAAAUGUUGGCUUGUUCAUUUGUACUACUACAUUUGUAGACAGUGUUGGGUUUAGAAUGCUCAGGUGACUACAUUUUGGCUGCAACAGAGGAGAGAUGGAGGAGACAUUAGGGGCAUUAGGGUCUAUUAAUCUGGUCUGGGUUGACAGACUAGAGGUUACUUCUGGCUUGCACACAUUGUUUAAAAAAGCUAUAUAAAGAAAUAGGUUCUUUAUUUAUGAAGUAUGAGAUGAUCAUUUCAACCAGCCGUUAGCCGUUUCAUAACAACCAUUGUUUAAAACUUUGGAGCAAUGCAGUCCUUGCAAUGACUCUCUUUUAUGCAUGCUGUGGUGAGGCAGGAGACAUUCUUUGACCAUUACAAUGGCAAAGUGCCCACCCCGUAUUCUCCUCUCUCUCAGGUCCUUGUGGACCGGUAUUUAAACAGGGUAAAGUGAGUGUUAUGUAUUGCAUUCAUGAGUUACUCAGUGAUCACUAUGCUGAUGUACUUGUAGGAUUCUUAAUUGUAGAAUUCUGGACAUUGUAGGUCCUUUUAGAAAGUGUUUUAUUUUUCAGUUUUUUCUGUUUUAUGAAAGUGGCUGUUGUUUAAGGGCAUGUUUUAAGACUUUAACUGUUGCUCCCAGUUCAGUGUUUAGCUUAUUUGUCUGAAGAUGGUCGGAGACAGGACUUAACAUCAGUAAGGUCAGAGAGGUCCCUUUUCCACUCUGAGUAUAACCAAGCUAACCUCAAUCAACAGGUGGGCUUACGAUUGCUGCCUCCAUCACUGGGUCUAGACUAGUCUGUCUAUAUCUUCUUAGCCUUAACACUGUACUAUACUGUACCAUCUAAUGUCCUGAACCACGCUUUGAAUAAUUUCACCAAUGCAGUGUUCUUUGUUUCAGUAGUUUCAAUUAGCCACCUUUCCAUGUUUUGUUGUGAUACAUUUCAUGUAUUUAGUUUUUUGGAGUGAAAAAGACCCCUAUCAUUUGUUUUAUUUUUAAUUCUUUCUGAUGGAUGUUGGAUGUGAUUCUAUCACCUUGACGUCACAGUUCCAAAGGAAAUAAUGUUUAUGGUAUUGAUAUUACAAUUCUAAAGUGUUUACAAAUUGAUAACUUUUACUAUUACCAAAAACACGGAUUUGAUGAAUAGAAUGAUAUAUGCAGAGAGUGAAUUAACCAAUGGCAGGCACCUGUGAAACCGGUAAAUAUACAGUGCAUUCGUAAAGUAUUCAGACAUCUUGACUUUUUCAAAAUGUUGUUACUUUACAGCCUUAUUCU
Messenger RNA from Salvelinus sp. IW2-2015, 4106 nucleotides. The record is from RefSeq and is a predicted model, not a curated record. NCBI's taxonomy places the organism in Eukaryota, Metazoa, Chordata, Actinopteri, Salmoniformes, Salmonidae.